CCGUGAGCCCUCGGGGAGUGGUGAGACCGCGGGCGGGCGGCUGCGGGUGAGGCGCGGGGUGGGGGGCGGGGGAGUCAUGGCUAGGCGCGGCUGGUUGCAGGCGUCUCUCCACCAGGCUGGCGGCGACGGCGGCUCUUCCCGGGCCCGCCGACUCACGCGGUCGCUCUGCUUGCUCCUCGCAGUGGGCGUCUUCGGCUGGGCCGGGGCUUCGGACGGCGCCGACAGGGCGGCUGGAGCCAUGGACGAGGAGAUCGUGUCAGAGAAGCAGGCGGAGGAGAGCCACCGGCAGGACAGCGCCAACCUGCUCAUCUUCAUCCUGCUGCUCACCCUCACCAUCCUCACUAUCUGGCUCUUCAAGCACCGCCGGGCCCGCUUCCUGCACGAGACCGGGCUGGCUAUGAUCUACGGUCUGUUGGUGGGCCUUGUUCUUCGAUAUGGCAUCCAUGUUCCGAGCGAUGUGAAUAAUGUGACCCUGAGCUGUGAAGUACAGUCAAGCCCAACGACGUUACUGGUGAAUGUUAGUGGCAAAUUUUAUGAGUAUACACUGAAAGGAGAGAUUAGUUCACAUGAACUCAACAAUGUUCAGGAUAAUGAAAUGCUGAGAAAGGUUACUUUUGAUCCAGAAGUAUUUUUCAACAUAUUACUUCCUCCUAUCAUAUUUUAUGCAGGAUACAGUCUGAAAAGGAGACAUUUCUUCCGAAACCUUGGCUCUAUCUUAGCAUAUGCUUUUCUUGGAACAGCAAUUUCUUGUUUUGUAAUUGGGUCAAUAAUGUAUGGCUGUGUGACACUGAUGAAAGUAACCGGACAGCUGGCAGGAGAUUUUUACUUCACAGACUGCCUGCUCUUUGGUGCCAUCGUCUCAGCAACUGAUCCAGUGACUGUUCUUGCCAUAUUCCAUGAGCUCCAAGUUGAUGUGGAACUCUAUGCCCUUCUUUUUGGUGAAAGUGUCCUCAAUGAUGCCGUUGCCAUAGUCCUCUCUUCAUCAAUAGUGGCGUACCAACCAGCUGGAGACAACAGCCACACCUUCGAUGUCACAGCCAUGUUCAAGUCUAUUGGGAUUUUCCUGGGCAUCUUCAGUGGCUCUUUCGCGAUGGGUGCUGCUACUGGAGUGGUGACAGCUUUGAUAUCGAAGUUCACCAAACUGCGGGAGUUUCAUCUGUUGGAGACAGGCUUGUUCUUCUUGAUGUCCUGGAGCACCUUCCUUCUGGCAGAAGCCUGGGGCUUCACAGGUGUUGUUGCAGUGUUGUUUUGCGGCAUCACUCAGGCUCAUUAUACAUACAACAAUUUGUCCACUGAGUCUCAGCAUAGAACUAAACAGUUGUUCGAGCUUCUCAAUUUCUUGGCAGAGAAUUUCAUCUUCUCCUACAUGGGCCUGACACUCUUCACCUUCCAGAACCACGUCUUUAACCCAACAUUUGUAGUAGGAGCUUUUGUUGCUAUUUUCUUGGGAAGAGCUGCCAAUAUUUACCCUUUGUCCCUCCUACUCAAUUUGGGUCGAAGAAGUAAGAUUGGAUCGAAUUUUCAGCACAUGAUGAUGUUUGCUGGCCUUCGUGGUGCAAUGGCAUUUGCCUUGGCCAUUCGAGAUACUGCCACGUACGCCCGGCAGAUGAUGUUCAGCACCACGCUGCUGAUUGUGUUCUUUACUGUGUGGGUGUUUGGUGGUGGUACCACUGCCAUGCUGUCAUGCUUACAUAUAAGGGUUGGCGUGGAUUCAGACCAAGAACAUUUGGGUAUUCCUGAAAAUGAAAGAAGAACUACCAAGACAGAAAGCGCCUGGCUUUUCCGGAUAUGGUACAACUUUGAUCAUAACUAUCUGAAGCCUCUGCUAACUCACAGUGGGCCUCCUCUUACAACCACACUUCCUGCCUGCUGCGGACCUAUCGCCAGAUGCCUCACCAGCCCCCAGGCUUAUGAAAACCAGGAACAGUUGAAGGAUGAUGACUCCGAUCUUAUUCUCAAUGAUGGCGAUAUUAGCCUGACGUAUGGAGAUUCUACUGUGAACACGGAGUCUGCAGCUUCCGGUGCCCCUCGGAGAUUUAUGGGAAACAGUUCUGAAGAUGCUUUGGAUCGGGAGCUUGCAUUUGGGGAUCAUGAACUGGUCAUUCGAGGGACGCGCCUGGUUCUUCCUAUGGAUGAUUCUGAACCCCCAUUAAAUUUGCUAGAUAACACGAGACACAGUCCAGCCUAAGCUUAACUAAUAGUCACUUAGUGAUUUGUAAAAUUUGCACAUGUGAUUGUGAAGAAAUCCGUACUACCUAAAAAAAAAAGUCCCAGUGCAUGUCUCUGAAUGUUGAAGCUAUAUAAAUGCUAUUUAUAUGGCACCGAAUGAAUAUAAAUAUCCUGUACAAGGCAGAUUGUGAACAAGCUAUCCUUUUAUGUUUUACUGGCUGCACUGUGUAGACUGGAUCUGUUUUAGAGAGUUAUUUUCACAGUGAUGUUGUGUGUUCUGUUAGCUUUACGUCUCAAACAUGACAGACUUAACACUCUUUCUUAUAUUUACCUAACACUUAACCAGAGUUCCCAGUUCUUGUGACGUGAACGAAUUUCAUUUUGUGGGAGGAGAGGGAGAGAAAAGACGGGAGUGCUGUUUCUGGGGAAGCCCAGGGAGGAGAGGUUCCUUUCAUUGGGAGAAUCGUGUAAGAAUGCUGCCGCCUGUUUCAUGACGUUGUCCUUUCCUUUUGCUCUGGUGGACUGUUGUGGUACAAGAGGCAUUUGGAGCUGGCCCCCUUCCAGGUUGGGGAGUGGUGUGUGGGGGCCCUCUUCCUCCUUCGCUGAGCAAGAACAGAUGGAUUGACCACACUGGUGUGUGUGUGGGGGGGGAGAUGGCUGCCAAUGACUUCUAAGACAGUGGAAGGAGCCACGUCCAGCAAGCGUAGCCAAAGUACAGGCGUAUAUGGUUGAGGGCACUUGAUUUCCAUCUGGAGGGGCUGGGGGGAAGGGCAGGUGGGAGGGAAGGAGAACAGCGGCUUGGAAGAUCUCUCUUCGCAACUCUGUAAAUAUUCCAGAGCCGAUACAUUUAAAUAAGAUAUGCAAUUGCUGCUUACUUUUUUGAUUAUGUACUUUAUCUGUAUAGCAAGCUUUGUGGUCAGAAGUUUUUAUAUCAAUUUAAAUCGCUGCUUUUUAGCAGCCAAACAGGAGCAAAAUGUAAAAAACAAAACAAAACAAAAAAACGAACUUACUGUGUUGUCCUGUGUCAUUGUUAGUCUGUAGCUCAUGUUGACAGUUCAUUUACGAAACCACACUACACCAGAGUUGAUUGUAAGGGAAAUACAUGUAGCACACUCGAGAGCGCGUAAAGAUGGCUGCUGCUUCAUGUGCACUGGCUGUAGUUGCCUUUAUUUUCAUGUUCCUUUUUUAAUAUUAAAUAGGCUGGUGUGUGUGUGUGUGUGUGUGUGUGUGUGUGUGUGUGUGUGUGUGUGUGUGUUCUCACAGUUUUCAAGAAAAAGUACAUGACAUUCAGCAUUCAGGGUAUGGAAGUGGAUUCUAGUUUGUAAUAAUGCUAAUUCCCAAAGGGUGGACUGAGUAUGUGAGAGGGGGAAAUUUGCGGGUGUUAAUUCUAACCUAUUAAUGUUUCAGAAGAGAAAUAAAAACUUCUGGGGGCUUCCUCCCACCCCACACCUGAGUUAGUGUUGCCUUAAAUCUUACCCAAUUCAAAAAUUGAUCUCUUGUAAGAACAUCCAAAUUUUCCAGACCAGAAUCAUCUUUUCAAACAAAGUACAUACUUCCUUCUCACAGAUGUAUUUGUUCUGUUGGAAACAAUCCUUGAGAUUGUGAGGGGGUUCUACUGCCAUACCUUGGAGUGGCAGCUCUAACUGUUGGCAUAGUCAUUUGUUUGUUAUGUAACGGUAGGGACUUUCCUGCCAUGCAGGAACCUGGUAAAGUUUGCAUUUUAUAUGCUGUGUGCCUCUUCAUGCAGUCAAUAAUUUCUUGUUGUUCUAUGUUUGAGGGACUUUGAACUUCAGCCUCACCCACAGAGCUGUUCAUGUUGUAAAAGGUCCCACCAGAAAUUAACAACUACCUUUUUUUAUUAUUAUUCUGUCCAGUUACUGAGCUCACAUUCUGAACAUGGCUGUAAAUAUUUAGCAUGACGACUUCAGUAACUUGUGUGUUUCUAGCAUGCAUGAGACUUUUUCCUUACGGAAACUGAUGAAGCUUGAGUCAGCUAAAUCUGCCUACGUACUUUGUCAAAGGGGGGGAACGAAGCCUGUCAUGCUUACAUCAGCACCUGGAAGAUUGUCCUCUCCUCUCAUGUUUCUGCAUAUCUCCAAGCAAAGAACAAAACAAACUCUGCUCAUACAUCUCUUGGGUUUAGACACCUGAGUGAACUUGGAUGAAGUUACAGUCUGAGCUACCAUCAUGUACAAGUAGAACUCCUCCCAGACUUGUUUUUCUGUUGUUUGUGACUCCUACACGUUUGAAUGACUUGAACAUUACAUCAUUUUAAGUUAUUUUUUAAGGUUCCUUGGUGUUUUAUCCUAGUCCGUGUUUGGCAAUGUGCUGUUAAAGUUAUAAGACUUUCUAUCUUUAUGUAUUUCUUUUUCUUUUCUCUUGGAGUACUUGGACAGAUGUUAAUAGUGGUUUCUUUUAGGAAAAAUCUAUCAUUAAAAAAUUAUAGCCUUGCAAAUAACCA
Erinaceus europaeus (western European hedgehog) is the source of this 4630-nucleotide messenger RNA. It is a transcript of the gene SLC9A6, whose product is annotated as solute carrier family 9 member A6. Bases 77 to 2188 code for a protein of 703 amino acids. The record is from RefSeq and is a predicted model, not a curated record. Gene Ontology annotation, biological process: sodium ion transport; regulation of pH; proton transmembrane transport. The transcript is spliced from 16 exons. Lineage: Eukaryota; Metazoa; Chordata; Mammalia; Eulipotyphla; Erinaceidae. Gene Ontology annotation, molecular function: sodium:proton antiporter activity. Gene Ontology annotation, cellular component: recycling endosome; membrane.